UUCUCUUGUGACAAUCUAAGGAGGAAAAGGCUGGAGUUCAUCUGAGUUAUAAUGUGCUUAGACGACGCAUGGAUGUUCUUCUGGUGCCCAAGGACCAACUACUAAGAGAAGGGACAUGGAAUUAAGUUAACUAUCGGAGUAUUCCUGCUGCGUAGUGAACGUUUUGCUGUUUAUUUUUUGGUAUUUACGAGUCGCGACGGAGGAAAGUUGGCGCAUGGAGAGGAACGAACUUUCAUUUUUGGCGCAGCGUCUUGUCUUUGUUUCGUUUUGUACGUCGCCACUAUUUGUGUACCAGCAUCGUGUUGUUGUUGACGACAAACUGUGAAUAGCGUUGAGCGUACCUGGAGGGACAUUCCUUUGAAGUUAAACAAGCAGAGCGGACAACUUGAGGACGCAUUACGUCUGCUGACACGAUGGACAACAAACCCCUUAUUCAGGACAGACCUCCCGCCUACAACACUGUUCCCGGGGCUUACGAGUAUGGCCCGCAGCAGCACAGCUACGGGGCAAUCCCACCUCCCGCCCCGCCGCCCUACCAGUACCCAGACGGCGGCCAAGGGUACCCCCCAGCCCAAACGGGUACGGCUGUGUCCCAGCAGCCCUACGCUGGGACCUACACAGUCAUCCAGCCCUCUGUGGUGGUGGUAGGAGGCUGUCCCGCCUGCAGAGUUGGUGUUCUGGAGGAUGACUUCACCUGCCUGGGAAUUCUCUGCGCCAUCUUCUUCUUUCCGCUGGGCAUCCUAUUCUGUUUCGCCCUGCGUCAGAGACGGUGUCCCAACUGCGGCGCCACCUUCGGAUAGAACCAUAAAACAGACCUUAAUGCACAGAGAAUCCAGUAUAUUUACUGUCUUUACUUUUUUGUCUUACCUGCUAGCUUCAUGCCACAUGCAGAAAUACACAUUUAUAGAUUCAGAUAUUUUAGAUUUAUUUUAGAGGCAGUAUUUUCUGCAGACAUAUGUCAAUCAUGAGCUCUUCUGAUCAGAACCAGGAGUAGUGGCAGUUUUUGCAACCGUGUGAGGCUCACAUGUUGUCAGUGCUGCGGAUGAGUUUGGAUGGACAGCAAGGAAAGAAGGAUGUAGACAAUGGAUGCCUGCCUGCAGCUUUUUUCUCCAUGUAUUAUUCCCAAGGGGCCAUAUUUGCACUGAU
Dunckerocampus dactyliophorus (ringed pipefish) is the source of this 1146-nucleotide messenger RNA. RefSeq names its product brain protein I3 (gene bri3). The coding region runs from base 414 to 800 and encodes 128 amino acids. The transcript is spliced from 3 exons. NCBI's taxonomy places the organism in Eukaryota, Metazoa, Chordata, Actinopteri, Syngnathiformes, Syngnathidae. The record is from RefSeq and is a predicted model, not a curated record.